AUGGACGAAAUGCGUCUCCUCACGAGCUGCGGGGAGAAGCUCGCGGCGCAUAUUGAACCCGCCGAGGUUCGCCUAGUAACGAUGCAGAGUGAUGCAUAUACUUGGAUCCACACAACUGAAGUUGCACACCUAUUUUCCAAGGAUUUGGCCGACCACGGAGUCACAGCGUAUCGACGACUCUAUCAGGAGGUGGGGCAGAGUUUUCACGCAGUGACAUUUACGAACAAGGCCACUGUCGUUGGCCAAGCCAGCUCAGCUCCCUAUGUCUCGUCGUGCGGCCCGCCAACUCACAAUAUUUCGACGGCCCAGUUGGAGAAAAUGAGGCGCAAAGACCUGAUUCAAUACGUCUCAUGCAUGGGUCAACAGCUAUCCCAGAUGGAGGAGAAGGCCGCUGUCGAAGCUGCCGCGAUGGUGCGCAUGCAGCAAGAUGCGGAAACACUGCAGCACGACAACGAACGUCUCGCCCAGGAAGUCAGACAACAGUCGGAAGAUGCAAGAUACCACCGCAACUUCUACUACAAGCUUCUAGAGAGUACAUGCCAGUUGAAUUCAUCAGUAGAGGAGAUUCAACAGGACUACAUGAGAACCAUCGACAUCAGCAUGUUCCCCAAAGAUGAGUUCUUGAUUUUCUAG
Messenger RNA from Fusarium vanettenii 77-13-4, 633 nucleotides. RefSeq lists its product as uncharacterized. The transcript is spliced from 2 exons. NCBI's taxonomy places the organism in Eukaryota, Fungi, Ascomycota, Sordariomycetes, Hypocreales, Nectriaceae. The record is from RefSeq and is a predicted model, not a curated record. Bases 1 to 633 code for a protein of 210 amino acids.